Messenger RNA from Homalodisca vitripennis (glassy-winged sharpshooter), 1165 nucleotides. RefSeq lists its product as uncharacterized. The record is from RefSeq and is a predicted model, not a curated record. Bases 314 to 1165 code for a protein of 283 amino acids. The transcript has a single exon. NCBI's taxonomy places the organism in Eukaryota, Metazoa, Arthropoda, Insecta, Hemiptera, Cicadellidae.
AAGCCGGGUCCACACUGAACAAAUGUUUGACAAACAUGUUUGUUCAAACAGUUUGGCCAAAUUUUAUUAUGUUUGACAAACAAUGUUUGCCCGUGGCCAGUGUGGACGCGUCAAGAAACAAAAUAUUUCCAGGUAGGGGAGAACAGUGCCGCCAUCUUUGUUUGGACUCGAUGUUUGCUCUCAGAGCGACAACUGGCAAACUGUGUGUCGUCAGUCUAUGCGAGUUCCUAGUCAGAAACAGGUCUAUUGUGGUGUUUUCUGUUAGUGAGUGGCUGCUCUUUGUGUUUCCUAUUCGAUUGGUAAGUGAAGAACAAUGAGUAAGGACUUUUGGACACAAGAUAAUGUAAUUUCGUUAAUACAGCUGUACGAAUCGCAUAGGUUACUUUGGGACACUAACGAACCAAACUAUAAAAACAAAUACAAGAGGAAAGAUUCCUACUCUAGUAUAGCUAAAGAGUUAGGUGUAAACAAUACCGAAGAAGUUAAGAAAAAAAUUGAAAGCCUUUUAGUGCAAUUUAGAAGAGAGAAAAAGGCAGUAAUACCAAAGUCAGGAAUGGGAACUGCCAACAAGAAAAAGGCUUGGUGGGGUUUACAAUUUUUUCAGUUUUUAAGUGACAAAAAUGUACCUAGACAAACAGUGUCAAGCAAGACACAGGAUGAAGUUUCUGAAGAUCUAUUGAGUGAAAAUGAAGAUUUACUUUCAUCUGCUGGCCCUUCAAGAACCAGCACACCUUUUUCGUCUGCUAGUCUUUUUAGUGGCACUUCGAAUAGUAGUGUCAGUAGUAAGCCUGUUGCCAAACGAGGAAAUAAAAGAAAACUAGUUGAUGAAGCAUUUAAUAUCAUAACAACUUGUUUCAACGAAAUGCAGCAAGAGCCAAAACCAACGAAAGAUGAGCAUACAGUUUACGGGGAGUGCGUUGCCAACCGAAUAAGAAAAAUAAAAAACCCCAUGAGACUCUGCAUUGUUAAAAACAAGAUAGACAAUAUACUUUUUGAAGCUGAAAUGGAAGAGUACAAGGACGUUUCUGAAAAACCUGAACAAAACAAAACAUCUGAACAACCAGGAACUUUUGAGAAACCAGUGGAAGAGGAAGACAUCGGAAAUAUUUCUUCAUUGAUAGCCUCAUCAAUGAAUACAGUUUCUGGAUACUUUGAGGACUUAUAA